Messenger RNA from Megachile rotundata (alfalfa leafcutting bee), 2737 nucleotides. Its product is annotated as nuclear pore complex protein Nup93. The record is from RefSeq and is a predicted model, not a curated record. Lineage: Eukaryota; Metazoa; Arthropoda; Insecta; Hymenoptera; Megachilidae. Gene Ontology annotation, cellular component: nuclear pore. Gene Ontology annotation, biological process: poly(A)+ mRNA export from nucleus; protein import into nucleus. Gene Ontology annotation, molecular function: structural constituent of nuclear pore.
UUUAACGGGAAAUCAAGUACAUCAAUUAUCGAGUUUUGAUUUAUUUCAUGUAUUUGUUACGUGCAUUGGAUUCGAUCUCAUAUGAAAUAAUGAACAACAGGGAAACCAAUAGUUGGUAAAACGACUAAAUUCCCUAUACUUUUUAUUCGUUGAGCCCGCAGUUUAUAAACUCUGUGAAAAAACCCGGUCAAUAUCAAUUAAACUCUGUGAACAUCGUGUUUUCAAUAUGAACGGUUUGAGACAAAGUGAUAUGUUAACCACAGAUCCUUCGCGAGUGUCAGGAGAUUCUGGCUUUAGUGAAUUACUACGAUUAGCGGAACAAUUGUCCGCUGUUGUAGAAGGAAGCGAAGAACUUCCUCAAGUUGAGAGAAAUCUGCGUCAGAUAUUAGAAACGUCUAAUGAACUCUGGUCUCGUGUCACGCAGACCGGCACUCAGUCUAAUCAAGUUCAAGCGCACCUUUUACUUGGCUCUCGUGGUGUUGAUUUAUCUCAGAUAUCACAAAAAUUAAGUUCACUUAGUGCAAGACGUACAUUUGAACCUUUAGACCCUAUUGCAGACACUGAUAUAGUUAGUUACCUUAGAAAUGAAAAAGAAAAUGCUAUUUUAUCUAUCAUUGAACAAGUCCACAAAGAUACUUUUGAACUCACUAGAGUUCAACAAAUGGAACACAUGUUGGGAGAAUGGAAACAGAUGCGUUUUGAGAUAAUAAAUGCUAUGACUACACCAUCUGGAGAACUUGUAGAUUUACGUGGUAUCCCACAACGUACUAAACUAGCUGGAUCCAUGAUCAGUGGUUUGUCCAGUGUAGAAGUAGCUUAUGUUAAAGAAUUACAGAAUUAUAAUGAUCAUGUGCUUAGAGGAAUAACUAGACCAGUUUUAUUUAAUGCAUUUUGUAAAGCUGCAGAGUCAUUUAAUGAUAAAAAGAUUGUUGAUAUGUGGCAAAUGGUUAAAUACAUGGUGGAUAUUCCACCAAUUCCUAAAGAGGAUCAAAUUAAAUCCAGAAGUACUCCGGUUGUUGAGAAGAAAAUUGUCUUGCAAGCUAGGAAAUAUUUGGAAGAUAGAUACAGAGAUUUUAUGACAUCUGUUAUUAGUGAAAAUUUGGCACAGGCCAAAAGAGGUGGCAUUCCAGGCACUGUACCAUUAGUUAAAAGUUUUGUCAGUGUUAAAGUGCAAAAUCUAAGAGAUUUGGAAGAUGUUAUGGUAGAGGGGAAACCAUUAUGGCCUUUAGUCUAUUAUUGCAUGAGAGUUGGGGAUUAUAAAGCAGCACUAGAAUGCCUUAAUCAAUGCAAUACAGAAUUUGCAGAAUUUAAAGCUGCUUUGGAACAAGCUUGCAAUGAUCCUCAAAGGCAUCCCAAUAGUUAUGCAGAAUCAAAUCUAAAAUUGCAUUAUAGAAAACAUGUUAGAUCAGUUACUGAUCCAUAUAAAAGGGUAGCUUAUUGUGCAUUGGUUCCAUGUGAACCUGAUGAUUUGCAUUCUGAUGUGAUCUGUACAGCUGAUGAUUAUUUAUGGUUAAAAUUGUGCCAAGUUAGAGAUCAACCAGAUGCAGGGAACAAGUUGACUUUAGAUUAUCUUCAAACUACCAUUUCAGAAAUAUAUGGAGAAUCAUACUAUCAUGCUCAUGAACAACCAUUUGUAUACUUCUCCAUGUUAUUUUUAACUGGUCAGUUUGAAGCUGCAAUUGAAUUUUUGGCCAGAGGUGCUGGAGCAAGACAUUUACCACAUGCAGUGCAUCUAGCAGCUGCUAUGAACGAGAACAACUUAUUAGGAGUUAGCCAGAGUGUCUUAGCACCUCUGAUAAGUGUUGACCCUGCUGACAAACCACCUGCAAAAAGACUAAACUUUGCUAGAUUGAUACUGUUUUAUGUCAAGAGAUUUGAUACUACUGAUCCUAAAGAGUGUUUACAUUAUUUAUUCUUAUUAAGAUGCAUGAAAGAUCCAUAUGAACGUAAUAUGUUUGCGGCAUCAGCUGCAGAGAUGGUGGUUGAUUCUUCACCAGAAAAUAGAACUCAGUUAGUGGGCAAGAUAGAAAAAGAUCGUUGGGUGCCAGGACUUUUAGAUCAAUUCCAAAUCAAUACACAGGAUGUCAUUAAUAUAAGUGCGGAUACGUUCUAUAGAAAAGGUCUAUUAGAAGAUGCUGCAACGAUGUAUGAUCUCGCUGGUAAUCACGAGAGGGUUCUUAGUUUAAUGUGUACUCUUUUGGCCCAAGUUGUCAGCGAAAAACCCUCACCUGGGACGCUAAGAGAUCGUUUACAAGUAACUGCUACUGAGAUAAGUAAAAGGUAUCAAAAUAUCGAGAUACAAGCACCGUCUGAAUUAGUAUCUGCGUUCUAUACUUUGAGACAUUUAAUGAUAUUUUUUGAUCAAUAUCAUAAUGAACAAUAUCAGAGUGCUCUUAGGACCAUCGCGGAAGCAAAAUUAUUACCAUUACACGUGAAAGAAGUUGACGAAAGAGUAAAUGUUUUGAGACGUGCAUCGCCAGAAGUGGCUGGUACAUUAGCAGAUGUUGUGUUAGCAACAAUGACGAUACUUUAUAAUCAGUACCGAAAGUUACGAUCCGCAAAAUUAGGUGGCGAACAAGCGACGCAGCAGCUACUUGAUGAUCUUCGGGAUAAAGCAACAGCAUUAACCAGUUUUGCUGGCGCACUUCCAUAUCGUCUGCCAGACGAGACAAAUAGCAAACUUGUACAAAUGGACAUUCUUAUGCGUUGAAUAUUAGAUAUUUAAAAUUUUUUAAUA